CGUCUGUAGAGUAGGCUCCCCUUAAGAAAAUGGCGGGUGUUCCGAGAAUCUGGAAUAAGUGAUUUCAAGUAACAUCAGCGUGUUGCUCAUACAUUUUUAUGUAUUGACAGUGCUCAUGGUCAAAGCAAAGGGGAUACAGAACCAUUUUCGAGCAUUGGUGUGUAAUGCAGUCGGGCAUCACUGGACUUGCUCUCACACACUCGCAAUGACACAGACAGAUUUUCACGUGGCCGACGCGAGCAACAAAGCCAAUCACUCCUCAGUGGACACAAAACACUCACACAAAGGGACAGUACAACACAAACAAGAGAUGGCAGAGGAGAAGAACAGAGAGCAUUUGAAGCAUGUGAUUUUGCAGUUGCUGAAUGAGGCAGGUGGAUCCUUUCCAAAACAUGAGCUGUGGAACCGAGUCUGGUUUAUCUAUGGUAAGGGGAGAAGACCCAGCAAACAAGAAUUUGGCUUUGAAAGGAUGGAAGAGAUUUUUGAUUACAUGAGGGAUGUGAUCCACAUAGACACCUCAGGAGAUAAGCCCUUGGUCAUUUUAAACACUGCUGGUUAUCACAGAAGCAUGCUUAGGGACAGAAGUGAUGAGAAACAAAGCCGAGGCACUGGUGAGAGUGACUCUGAGGACUGGGCACCAGGAAGACAGUCAUCUGUGACCACUGCACCACUUGGUGGAAAACACAGCGACAGCAGCUCAAAGAUAGGGACUGCACAUCUGACACAGGAACAAAAGCAACAGCUGGCAGAGCUGCGAGACUGUUGCGUGGAAGUGUUAAAGCAGUUGGGCUCUGUAAAGAAAUCUAAAAUCGGCCUUCAUUUAAAUAAGACAUACAGACGGCCUUUCUGUCUGAAAGACUUGGGCAUUAAGCGUCUAGAUGUUGUCUUUGAUUUGUUUGAUGACUUUAUUGUCAAAGGUGAAACUGUGACAUUAAAUUCAAAACAUACUUUAGGCACUGAGCUACUCAAGCACCGUGGAAGAUUUACCUCAACAGAAUACCAAACAACAGCUCAAAGCCCCAUAAGCUUGUCUACCAGCAACUCCGACACUGACUCAGACUCUAACUCUGAUGAUGUUAAGAUAACACGUGUGGUGAAACCAAGUUACAUGCAAAGUGAUGCCAACCCUUCUCACCAAACAGUGCUUACUGUAUCUCAGCACCAAAGUCCUGUCAAAGUAAGUUCGUUGACAGAUUCUUCAGGUUUUCUGUCCCUGGAUGUACCAAACAGUGAACAAAACCUGAGAAUUCAGCAGACCAUGGUUUUCGCCAAUAAGAAGCAGGAGGAAAAACAGCUACCGCCUGCAUGGCAACAUCUGUUAAAUUACCAACCGCUUCAUAUGCAGCAACUACAGCAGCAGCAGCAGUCUGGGUUUGCUUCCACAUACCGAUUCGCCACAGGUGCAAAUCACCCGAUAGCAGCUGCAUCACACAGUCCUCAGCUGCAAACCAGUAUUCCUCUUCCACUUGUGCCACUUGUGCCAGUUCAGAGAUUACCAGUGUUGACACCUAGUGGACUACUGCAGCCAGGGAUUCAGAGUGUCUUUUUCCUGAAUCAAAGAUGUGGAAUUGCUGAUAAGGAUGCUAACCAACAAGACACCCCAUCACUCCAGCCCCAACCCCAGCCCCAGCAUGGUUCACAGGAUCAGGCUCGAAACAAUCAGAGCCAUGCUCAAUCUGAUGACACACCUAUGUCAAGUCAUCUGCAAUCAAGGGAGAGUAUUCCACCCAGUGCUCCAGACAAACCCAGCCUGCCACCUCAUCCCUUACCUCCACAAGAACCCACAUGGCCUCCCUCAUCAUCCAGACUGGGCACACCACCUGGUGUCCCUAGGGAGAGGAAAAAUGUUUCAUGGAGACCUGUAUCCUACACUCGUGGACGUGUCACAAAAGCACAGUUGGAGGGAGUUGCUCAGGAUUGUAUUGACAUUUUGGCAGAAACAGGUGAUUUUGUCUCCCCUGAUCGUGUUUUUCGAUUACUGCUGGAUCGAUUCCAAGUACGUAAUCUUCGAGAUCUUCAGGUGCCAGGCAUUCAGUUUCCCUACCAAAUCGAGUGUAUCAACCAGCAUGAGCGAAUGCUGUGCAAGGUGAAUGCAAGCAUUGAAGCAUUUAGCAAGUCCCGAUCUCUGUGUACCCUGUUUGAGCUUGGUGAGAGUCUAGAAGAUUUUGUGCUGGACAAAGGAAAGUUUGAGACCCUGAAGUUAGGACCCCUUCAAUGCUUGCCAGAGGUGUACAGAAUGUUCAAAUUUCCCCCAGAUGAAAAUAUACCUGAGAUUACAAGUGCUGAUGUGCUUGAGGUCUUGUCAGAUUAUCUGACACAGAAGAAUAAAUGGACAAAUAAACUGGAAAUGGAGGAUGUGAUGAUGCACUUCAUGAAGCAUUACAAUGUCUCCUCAGCUUACUCUCUUGGUAUCAGAAUCCGCAGCCUUCCAUUGGUGACACAAGUUUUAAAAAAGUCACAUCGAGAUUCUGCUGCCACUCGUCGCUUGGUUGUGCAGCGUUUCAAAGACCUUGUUGAAAAGGAAGUGGCUGAGGCAUUUAGGAAGGUUAAGGCCACCAUUCUGCAGGAGACCUCAGAAGGCAGUGUAGAAAUACGGAAGCACUAUGCUCGUAUACCUGCAGAAGCAGUCAUUGUUGAACUGAUGCAGAAAUUUCGUCUUCUGAUGUCAUUGUUUACACCUGAUAGUCGUGCUGAGCGCAAGCACCAUGACCAGUUGACUGCAGCUGUCACCCAGUUUCUCAAUAUGUUGACUGGGGAACCCCUAGGCCGGAUGCUGCUUCAUCUCGCAGUUUGUAUUGGCGUUCUGGACCUCCAAGAGUCUGCUAUGGAACUUCUGGCUGGACCAGGUCACAGUGCAAAAGGCACAGAAGAUCAAAACAACACAGAGCAGCCCAAGCCCCGGCAACCGCCAUCUAAAGAAGCCUUAAUGGGCAAGCUCAGGAUUUAUGUCGAGAGAUGUCUGGCACAAGGGCCACUCUCUCUGUCCCACUUGGAUCGAAUUGAAGAGAAACUUCUGGAAGACUUUGGAUUCCCAACUUUUGUGGCCAUGGGCUUUGGGAGAUUCUUAAAUUUUUUUGUGCAGGAUCCAGCACCAAGAGCACUUCUGGAGGAAUGUGGAGGGAUAGCUUUGGGCACUACAUCAAGUAGUCACAGUUCUGACUCUGGAUUAGUUCCUCACCUGAUAGAAGUGUUGGAGUUCAUUCGACAGUGCCAGGCAGCAGGCAUGACACAGGAAGAGGAGGUGGAAAGGGCAAUGUGUCACCAGUUUCAAGUGAGAGAGACACGGCAACUGGGGUAUGGCAAUAUCACACGUCUUACAGCAUCCGCAGAGAAACCUGGCAAACAUCAUAGCAAAGGCUACCAUGUGCUUUUCGAAGCUGCCUUGUGUGGCAAAUCCAGUGGGUCAGUCUGUGGCAAGCGGGAGGUGGGAAUUCUUGGAAGUCAGACCAAGGAAGCUGCUCUGGCAUGCCUGCAAAGUUGUCCACUCCUUGAAGAUUUGGAAAAUUGGAGCCACUGGUCACUGGUAUUUGAGCCCCAGCAUGGCCGUUUGCGAGAUUUUCUACAGAAAUAUGGUGGCAUACAUACAUUACACCUAGAAGGUGGACAGAAGAUAGUCACCACGGACAUAGUUGCCUUGGAAACAAGACAAGGAUGCUUGCUCCGCCUGGUCACCAACACAUCACCAACACUUUACCAGGAGUCAGUCAGCCAGCAAGACGCCAGAGCAGCCUGUGGUCACCUGGCCUCCCUUCUUAUGGCCAACCGAGGCACACAACACCUGCCGCUCACGCUACUAGCAAACCACACACGCGCUGCGCUGUAUGCCAUGCAUGCAAAUGCCAGCACUUCCGCAGUCCCAGGGGGACCACACCAAGGACCUGCACAUGAUGACCCUGCUGUGCAAUUUGUCCUGGCUUGUCUGCUCCUGCUGCCCUUGCGCCUGUGCGCUGCUGUUGCUGAUCAGUUGUUCCUGGAGCCCCUGGGUCAGGUAGUGGGUUCAAGCCGCUCCAAGAGUCUUCUUCUUGAAGCUUGUCUACGUGCUCCUGGUUUCACGGGUGGCCUGUCAAAUGCAUCACCAUGGGCAAGUGCCAGACAACUGGCAAGACUUGGAUGCUUGUUGGGUGUUCAGGAAUGGAUUGUUCCUCUGACAGAGUCAUUUAUAUUUCCAGCAGAAAUUGUGACCGUGACAAGGCCACGGCAGCCAGAAUUUCGAGAUGAGCUACAGGAAGGCGAUGACAUAGAAGAAGAAAUGGAGGAUGAAUCCGAGACUGAUGAAGUAUCUGAUUCAGCAUCAUUCCUGUCCGAUGAUCAGGAUGAUGUUCCUGAUGUACAACCAGAUCUUGGCACAAAAGAUGAUAUAGCAGAAAAACAGGUAUCAGAAGAGACCUCCAGUGAAGAAGAGACAGGUGAAAGUGAUUAUGAUGAUGAUGAUGACGAUAGUGCUGACAACAACGAGGACGAGGAAGAAGAAGAGAACAAAGAAGAGAGUACAGCAGAAAGCAAGCAAGAUACUGAAGAAGAGGCUUCCAAAAAUCAAGAUGGAGUUCUUGAUUCAGAAAAGACGACACAAGAGGAUCUGUGCCGCCGAGUGAUAGAACAAAUUCGACGUGAUGAGUUUGGUGUGGGCAUUGAGCUCAGUGAAGAUGGACAGCGCCUCAUGAAGGUUCAGCAAGAGCGUUUGGGUCGAAGUUUGGAUCGCCUGUCACGUGACCUGUACACUAAAGACACCCACUUUGUAUUGGAACUUGUGCAGAAUGCUGAUGAUAACACUUACCCAGAAUCUCUCACUCAGGCAUCUGAUGCACCAACAACCAGACCUACUGGCCCAAACAAAAACUGCCCUUCAGUUAAGUUUGUGAUUGAAGCAGACUGUGUGAAAGUCCUCAACAAUGAGUGUGGCUUUGAAGAAACAAAUGUGCGUGCUUUGUGCGAUGUUGGCCGCAGCACCAAGGGCAAACACAAGUAUGGAUAUAUUGGGCAGAAAGGAAUUGGCUUUAAGUCCGUGUUUCGGGUGACCAAUCGUCCUGAAGUCCACUCAAAUGGCUUCCAUCUGUGUUUUGACAUCAACAGUGGUCCCAUGGGAUACAUUUUGCCUCACUGGUGUGAAGACCUUGAACCGUCCUCUGAGUGGAUGACAAAGAUUGUGCUUCCUUUAAAAGAAACAAAAAUGUGUGAAGCUGGAUCUCUGGCUGCCCGCUUUAAUGACAUUCACCCAUCACUGCUCCUCUUCCUCCAUCGUCUGCGAUACAUUCACAUUGAUAACAAGGUGGAACACACUAGUACUUGGAUGCGACGUCAGGACUUGGGGGACAGUGUGGUGCAGAUUGAACACGGGGAUAAGGAGAUGCACCACUGGCUGGUUGUCAGGAAGCAGCUGGAUGCAUCAGCUAUAUCCCUACAGGCAAAGUCAGGAGUAGAAGUGGAAUCAACAGAAAUUGCUCUAGCCUUCCCACUAGCCAGUAAAACCCAGCGCUUUCAUUCACAGGCCCCUGCAAAGCAGCCAGUUUUUGCCUACCUACCUCUUCGCAGUUAUGGCUUCCGAUUCAUUGUUCAAGGUGACUUUGAUGUGCCAUCCAGUCGAGAGGAUGUUGAUCGUGACAGUUCCUGGAACCAGUGGUUACGGGAUGAGAUUCACACAUUGUUUGUCGAAGCUUUGGAUGUCUUCAGGUCACAUCCAGAGUUUGAAGGACUGGAAUCACUUUGGGCAUACCUUCGCUUUGUUCCCCUGGAAGAUGAGAUUUUAGACUUUUUUCGACCAGUAGCUGCCCGCAUCCUCCAGCAGCUGCGUGCCACCUCUUGCAUACCCAUCUCACUGUCACAAUCUUCAAAAAAAGACCUGGUGCAGUGGAAACUUCCAUCCCAAACUGUCAUGGUGAAAGAUAGUCUCGUACGGGAGGUGAUCUCCCCUGAUCUGCUAGAGCGCCACUUAGGCUUGUACUAUGUACACAAAGAAGCUGUUGACAUGAUGAGUCCAGAACUUGCACGUAGUCUUGGUGUCGAAAGUUUAACCUCGGACCAUCUUGUGCAGAUGGGCAAGUCACUGGCCUUAAGUUGGGGUCAGCAGGUUGACCAAGAGGAAGUGAUUCAGAUUUCUAAGUGGCUGGCUUGCAUCUACCGCAGUCUCGAUGACCUUCAGGAAAAUGCCACUCUGAUAAACAUUUUACAGAGCAUGAACGUUAUUCCCCUGUCUACUGGCAAGCUGGUGUCACUGUGCCAAACAACUGUAUUUCUCAUGCAUGAAAGUGGUCAAGAAGAAGGCACAUUUUCAGGAAAACGAGAUGCGCUGUAUGUACUCCAGCAAGACUUACAAGUGUUGCACAGUGGGCUAGUGAUGACUCCUGAUGCAGAGAUCAACUCCCAGGUGUUUAAGCUGCUGAUGAGGCUGGGUGUUAAGCAGCUGUCACCUAACGACAUCAUUCAUCAUCACAUCCUGCCCAUACUUCAGUCUGAUCGAUGGCAGACUAAGAGUCGUGAUGUGCUGGUCAGCUAUUUGAUGUACCUCAAGCAACAGUACCACAGGGAUCGGUCCCUUGUCAACAUGAACACACUCAGGACUGUCGCCAGAGUCUUGACAAACCAAGGGAUCAAAAACCCAGCAACUGAACCUGUUCACUUUUCUCCAGCAUUCGGCACACAGCUUGACCUACAGAAAGAGCUGCCAGGCUAUGACUGGGUGAUUGUCGACAGCCAGUACUUGCCAUCAAAACCAACACGUGCUGAAGUGCUGGGGUGGCAGGAGUUUUUGGCACAGCUUGGUGUCACUGUAUUUCUGGUUGUGCAGCCUCGCAAGGUUACUUUCACUGCAGACCAGCUGGCAAACACACCCUGGGAUACAUUGAAGGACAUGUGGCCUGCUUCACAAGAUGGCUAUACCAUUGAAGAUUUUGUUUGUGAAGAGUUCCAGCAGCUGGUAUCCAAUAACUCUGCAGAGAAGACUCGCACCAACCAGAUGGCACUACUGUUUUCUCUUUUGGACAAAGCUUGGGACACUCAGUACCAAAAGUUUGCCAACACACAGCUGUACUCCAGUUCAGGAACAUUGCUGAAAGACCAAAUCCCAUCAUCCUUUGCUAUUGCCAUACAAAACGAGCAUUGGGUCCCAUGUGAGGAGAUGGUUGUCACAAUGAUGAAAAGCCAAGUCCAAAUGGAGCAAAGACAGGUGCUGUUGCCACCAUCUGCUGCAUACCUUCCAGAGGCUAGAAUCCGAAACCUUCUGGCUCACACAGUGAAUUACCUGUCCAACCCGAUUUCAUCAGACAGCACCUUCGCACGUUUUCUUAACAUAAAGGCUGAGGUUGAGGUGCAGGUUUUGCGAAAUGCACUUGUCUCAUGGGGCAAACGAACACCCAAGACACCCGACGAGCCAGCCACUUUUGUCUCUUCUCUGCAGCAUCUGAAAAACGUAUAUGGAUACCUCUGUGACAAUCUCACUCCUAAGGAGGCGCAAGAUCUGUUCCACCUUCACCCAGUCAUUUUUGUGCCAGUGGCUUGUGUUGAAGGGAAUGACUUGACCAAAGGCCACAUGCUGGGGCGCGAUGAGGUCUGGUGGCAAGACCCCAGUGGACUUUUCAGCAAAUAUCACAGAGUGUUGGUCGAGUUUUGCUCCCUUUUGGCUAAACGGCGUUCACUCAACCAGCUGUACAGAGAAAUGUCUGACACUCUGCCACGCACAGCUAGACUGCAGUUGGAGCCUCUUCUGGUGGACUAUGCAGAGCUUUUGUCACUCAUGUCUGCUUCCCUUUCAUUACGGGAUGAUGGGGUAUUGGAUGAUGUCCUUGCUAUUUACACCAAGAUCGGCCAUGAUCUCGCUAUGCAGAUUCCACCAAAUUCUAUAGAGUUCUUACAACACCAGGAACAAGUCCAGAAGAUCACGGACAUACUGAAGACUGCAAAGGUUUUGGUCACCAAAGAUCAUACAUGGGUUUCUGUGAAUGACAAACCCAUGCUGGCUGACAGUCCUGAUAUGGAGAAGAUGUUUUCUGGAAAACCAGGUGUCCAUUUUGUGAUCACAGAACUACCAAGAAGGCAAGGGACGCGAAAACCUUUGGGCAGAGACAACCUGUCACGAGUGGAUGACAUUUUGGACUUCUAUGCCCUCUUUGGUUUGCCUCAGCUGAGUGAAGAAGUUGUGAAGGAAGUUAUUGUGAGCAUGUUUAAACCCUGCCCACAGGGGCAGUUACACCUUCGAACCAUUGUGCCUUACCUGCAGCAGUUCUUGGUGUCGCUCUACCCUGCAGUGUACGACGCUCAUGAAAAGGACAACAUAACUGACCGUUUACACAACCUCUUGUUUCUUGCUGACAAAAAGCUGGAGGUCAAGUAUUCUCUGAAGACAUUGACAGACGUGUACGAAAUUAAACCCGAGAAGUGUGUCAUAUCCGGAAGUCAUUUCUAUUUCAAUGAGAAGCAUGUGGAAUCUUUGGUGGAGGUCAACAGAGAAGUGGCCCGCUACUUUAGCAAUGGUGACAAGGACUGCUUCAGAGACCUCAGGAUCUUCCUGACAGACCUACAACCUCUGGUACAUAAGGGGUCCCCAGAGGAAAUUGCACAGGUGCUCAGCACACACAAUGUUGGUCCACUACCUGAGGGAUUUGAGCCAUGGGAAGUUCCAGCUCCUUUUCUACCAGAACCCUCAUCCAAGGCAGCGGCUGUUGCACAGGCGGUACCUGUGGAACAAUUUUCCAAAGGCGAGCAGCCUUCCUCAGAGUCAGUGAAUGAGGAGGGUAACAGAUCUGUGCUGAAAUCAUGGCCUCCACCUGCUCCUGGUGAAGAGAGUGACAAAGGCCGAGGUGUGAAGAAAGCAGCAUCAGAAGGUCGAACAUCUGUGGCUACUGGUGUGUGGCCUCCACCAAAACCUCCUGAGGGAACAAAACUCACCAGCAACUUGCCAUCCAACUUGCACAUGGCUUCUGCAUCAGAUGGCAGCGCAGCUGAAGACAAACAAGCAGCGAGAGAAGAUGGCAGCACACAGACUCGGGGUGAGUUGAGCAGCGUAAGUGUAGCCCAUGGAGGGGCAGCCACGCAGCAAAGAGCACAGUUGGUAAGGGAGGAUCAGGCACCAGAGGCCAGACGUCCAGACCCAACUUUUGCAGGCAAGAGAAAGAGUCAUGAGAUAGAUGGGGAGAUGUCUGAAAGUAAACGACCAGUGCCCAUUGAGAGGGUGGGAGAUGAAACUUCAGCGCCAACAGGAGACCAGGAGGAAGGCACCAGUUCCUCAGGGGCUAAAGAGCAUGAAGGUCAACACAGUCACCAGGCUGGCCAUAGCAGUAACACAGGAAAUGUUCCCAUGGAGAUAGAGCUAAAAAGAGAACCAAGGCUAAGAUUGCAGGUUGCCGGUCAACAUCGCUAUCCACCUUUCAAGCCACGGCCAGACCAGCUACAGAUGCCUAUAUGGACACAGCUGGCCUGUGAGACAGAGUACGAGGAACUUGCUCGUGGUAAAGACCUCAGGAUCCCCGAGACCAUAGAGCUGUCUGACACAUCGGAUCGCUCUUCAGUAGGACGUUGGGGAGAGUUUUUGGUCUAUGACUAUUUGCUGCAGCAGAAGCAAGUAAACAGUGAUAUUUAUGAUGUCAUUUGGGCAAACGAGCAGGCAGAAUCUGGCAAACCCUAUGACUUUGAAAUUAUCUGCACAAGGGAAGAUGAAGCUUUCUCACUGUACAUCGAGGUUAAAGCAACACGGACCAGUUCAAAAGAGGUUUUCGAGAUUUCAGCAAAUGAGGUCAGAUGUGCUUCAGAAAAUGGUGAACGCUAUCAUAUUUAUCGAGUUUUUAAUGCUGGCACUAGAGAGGUACAGCUGGUGAGACUCACAAAUGUGGUGCACAAAAUGGACAGCAAGGAGGUUCGUCUGCUCAUGGUCAUCUGAGCCAGGUGACUAUUUUCACUGUAUUUGCCUCCUCAUACAGCUGGUAAAAUGAAGACGGGUUUGCGUAAACAAGUUGUGCCAUCCAUGCUAGCAUAGUGAUGUGGAGAGUUUAAUGGUUGAGAGAGACUCGUGACAAAGGUCAAGCAGCAGACAGCCUACAAUAUGACAUUUAUCAUGGAACAUGCCUCCAUCAGAAUCUAAAGGAAUUUCAGUGGGACUUUCAGAUUUUUUUUAUAAUACGCAGCUUACAUUUUAAACCUGUUCUGUAGCAUCAUUGUUUUACAGAAACUUGUCAGUUUUGUCUACAUUUUUUAAAGAUUGUACACUGAAGAAUACAAUUAACAGUCAAAGAAGUGAUAAAAUUUGUUUAACUUUUAAGAAACAAUUUUUUAAGUGUUUUAUUCAAGUGGUGUUUUAAUCUAUAAUGUGCCACCAAAACCAUUGACAACCAAGUGUAAGAUUCAAUGUUUAUUGUGUCAAGAUAAAACAGAAAAAAAAAAUAAAAGUGAAAAA
This is a messenger RNA of Pomacea canaliculata, 10378 nucleotides long. RefSeq lists its product as uncharacterized. Bases 116 to 9865 code for a protein of 3249 amino acids. NCBI's taxonomy places the organism in Eukaryota, Metazoa, Mollusca, Gastropoda, Architaenioglossa, Ampullariidae. The record is from RefSeq and is a predicted model, not a curated record. The transcript has 46 exons.